UCUCCUGGCACCUUGAGCACUGUGAUUGGCUGGUCUGUGAAGUCCAGCCCAGUCAACGGACCCGAGUCACUAAAGUCGAGGCUGAGAUUGAGAUUCUGUAAGAAAUAAGCAGAAAUAGUUACCUGUGGACAGCAGCAGCAGCAGAAAAACAGAGGUCUUCAUCAUGCUGCUAGGUAUUCUAAUCCUUCAUCUUCAACUGCUGCUUGUCGCAUCUUCAUCCUCUGAGGAAGACAGGAGCAGCGAGAGAGACGGACAGCAUAGUAAAGGUUCUUCUCAUCAGCAUCACUGGGGUUACCAAGAUCAGGAUGCAUGGUUAUCUGUAUUUGAACACUGUGGUGGGAAAUCUCAGUCUCCAAUCAACAUAGACACUCAUAAGGUUUUGCAUGAGCCCCGACUGCCCCCCAUUCAGCUGGACGGUUACGAUCUUACUGGCUCACACUCUCUGACCCUUCUCAACAAUGGACACACACUGCAGUUGAGUCUCCCCAACAGCAUGCGUAUCAGGAGGGGAUUUGAUCAAGUUUAUGUUGCAGCUCAGCUUCACUUUCACUGGGGAACCACAGAGGUUCCUGGUUCAGAGCACACCAUAGACAACAUACACUACCCUGCGGAGAUCCACAUGGUUCAUUAUAACUCCAAAUACGCAAAUCUGACGGAGGCAGCUAGUAAAGCUGAUGGAUUGGCAGUGUUGGGAGGACUCAUAGCCAUUGGCCUUCAUGAAAAUAACAACUAUGAAAAGAUCCUGUCUGCUUUAACAGACGUCAGCACAGAGGAGUCACUUACUGUGAUUCCUGGUUUUAAUGUGCGCCACCUUCUGCCAGACAGUUUGGAGAGGUUUUAUAGGUACAGCGGGUCUCUGACGACCCCUCCGUGUCUGCAGACGGUCAGCUGGACUCUCUUCAAUGACUCCAUCAAAGUCUCCAGAAGACAGCUCGCGGCCUUGGAGGAAUCACUGAAAACUGAACACAACAAGCUUCUGUCCAAAAACUUCAGAGCACCACAACUUUUGCAUGGGAGAAAAAUACAGUCAUCUUUCCACACAUCUGAUAGUGGAAAACCCAGAGGAGCUCCACCGACAGAAACACAAGACAAGAAUAUCAAAGAAUCUAGUGGGCACAUUCUGGCAGUGACAUUCGGUGUUCUGUUUGCCGUCACAUUCCUGAUCUUCUCCAUUUACACGUAUCGACAGCACAAAAAGUACUCGAAGUUCAAAAAAGACUCCAAGCAAGAUGUUAUUUAUAAACCAGCUCCUAUAGGAAAAGACACUGAUCAAACUACUGUUACUGUCUCAUGAACAAUAGUCACUUUUUUGUUGAUGUUGAUGAUUUUUUUGUUUUUAUGUUGAUUUGUUGUUCGUUUUGGAAUUUCUAUAUGUCUCGAUACAAAAUAAUGUUUGCAAAUUAGUAAAAAAAAGAUUUCAAAAGAUGAAAUUAGUAAAAGAUGUAGAAAAAACGUUUUAGUAAACGCACUGCACAACAAACAUUUACAUUGUAGCGAUGUCUGUACAACGUUGCAUUUUUGUGCUCGCUACAUCGUUACAACAUAGAAAUGUAAGACGUGAGAAGGCUGUAGCAACGUUUUCGUGUGACAUUCAGCAACCGUGAGACAACGUUCUUACUACAUGUAGCAAUGCUUUUUUCCUGGCAGUUUAUCAAUACUGCCUAGAAUACAGGAUAAGCAGUAAUACUUUCCAUUAUCGAUUAAUAUUAAAUAUUGUUUGUUUAUUUUUUAUUUAAUUAAAAUAAUUACAUUUUUUUUAUUUUAUUUUGAAAGCUUUGAAGUGUAAAAAUGCCACACAAAUGAAUAUAAUGAAACUUUUUUAUUAUAUAUUUCACAACAUUUAAUACAGUUCACAUCUAAUUAUAAGAAAACAGUAUAAAAUAAAGUUUAGAUUAUAUUAAAUAAUUAACGAAAUAUAAUUAAAUGGCUAAAUUUAAAUGUCAAUUGAGAAAGUAAACAAACAAGAAAAAUGAACAAAAAAGCAUUCAAAUAUAAAUAAAUAAAUAAAUAAAUAAAUAAAUAAAUAAAUAAAUAAAUAAAUAAAUGUAAAGGUUGGUACAACGUUGUAGGAAGGUUGCCACGUUGAGGCAACGUUGUGUGUUUGUUGGGAGUUUCUUAGCCAAAACUGUUAUACAGUUUCAGAUGUGUGAAAUUCCUCUUUGUUUUAAUGAUAUAUUGUCUUUGUUGUAUUCUUUCUUACAGUGGAUUGUAGAUAAAUGUUCAUUUCCUCCAUGGCUUUUUUGUUUUUGAUUUAAUAAAUGUUUCCUUAAUA
Molecule: messenger RNA, 2272 nt
Organism: Danio aesculapii
Lineage: Eukaryota; Metazoa; Chordata; Actinopteri; Cypriniformes; Danionidae
Gene: ca9
Product: carbonic anhydrase IX
Exons: 11
Coding region: 164-1294 (376 amino acids)
Cellular component (GO): plasma membrane
Molecular function (GO): carbonate dehydratase activity; zinc ion binding
Source: RefSeq, a predicted model, not a curated record